Molecule: messenger RNA, 1185 nt
Organism: Dipodomys ordii (Ord's kangaroo rat)
Lineage: Eukaryota; Metazoa; Chordata; Mammalia; Rodentia; Heteromyidae
Gene: Fam131b
Product: family with sequence similarity 131, member B
Exons: 7
Coding region: 86-1087 (333 amino acids)
Source: RefSeq, a predicted model, not a curated record
UCGCGCCUCCCCCGAGCGGCUUUGUUCACGGAACGAGGUGAUUGCAGUGGACUGGAAAGGCCUAAAGGAUGUGGAUCAGAUCAACAUGGACAGCACCAGCUCUCUGCAUGGGAGCAGCCUCCACCGGCCUUCUACCGAGCAAACGAGGACAGAUUUCUCCUGGGACGGCAUCAAUCUGUCCAUGGAGGACACCACUUCCAUUCUUCCCAAGCUUAAGAGGAACUCUAAUGCCUAUGGCAUUGGAGCCCUGGCCAAGUCCUCGUUCUCAGGGAUCUCGAGGAGUAUGAAGGACCACGUGACAAAGCCCACAGCCAUGGGACAGGGCCGAGUGGCCCACAUGAUUGAGUGGCAGGGCUGGGGGAAGGCCCCAGCGAUUCAGCCACAGCACAGCCACGAGGCCGUGCGCAGGGAUACGGACGCCUACUCCGAUCUCAGCGACGGCGAGAAGGAGGCACGUUUCCUAGCAGGUGUCAUGGAGCAGUUUGCUAUUUCUGAGGCCACGCUCAUGGCCUGGUCUUCUAUGGAUGGUGAGGAUCUGAGUGUCAACUCCACCCAGGAGCCACUAGGCUGCAACUACAGCGACAACUAUCAGGAGCUGAUGGAGAGUCAGGAUGCCCUGGCUCAAGCCCCCAUGGAUGGCUGGCCUCACUCCUACGUAUCCCAGGGCAUGUACUGUCUGGGGUCCUCAGAUGCCUGGGAAGCCAGCGACCAGUCCCUCAUUGCCUCUCCAGCCACAGGAUCCUAUCUUGGCCCUGCAUUUGAUGACUCACAGCCCAGCCUGCAUGACAUGGGGCCUUCCCAGCCUGCAUCAGGAUACUCUGCUCAGGAGCCUCCGCCUUUGCUGGUGGGGGACACUGACUGGGCCCCAGGGCUGGGUGGGGUGGACCUGGCCAGAGGGGGCCCUGUGGAGGAGGAGAAGAGGCCUCUGGCCACUGAGGAGGAAGAGGAUGCAGGAUGUCGGGACCUGGAAUCUCUUUCUCCGCGAGAAGACCCUGAAAUGUCCACUGCUCUUAGCCGGAAGGUGUCUGACGUCACCUCCUCGGGUGUGCAGUCAUUUGAUGAGGAGGAGGGGGAGGCCAACAACUAGCUUCUUUGUACCCUACUCCCUCCUGAGGGGCAUGGCUGCAACCUACACCCUCCCUUGCCCCAGCAGCAGGGCUGAACCCCGGGGCAGAAGACAACGGG